Messenger RNA from Exophiala dermatitidis NIH/UT8656, 1332 nucleotides. RefSeq lists its product as uncharacterized. The coding region runs from base 1 to 1332 and encodes 443 amino acids. Lineage: Eukaryota; Fungi; Ascomycota; Eurotiomycetes; Chaetothyriales; Herpotrichiellaceae. The record is from RefSeq and is a predicted model, not a curated record. The transcript has a single exon.
AUGCCAUUUCCAGUCCCAUAUCUAUCAAGGCCGUCACUUCCAGAUCACUGUUCGCCAACCUCUCCUUUCCUCGCCGAUGUCGCGGGGUACUUUGGAACAUGCAUACCCACCCCUCUGGCCGCUCUUUCAACGCUGCUUGGGACUUUGUCGAUAGUGUCAUGGCUAUUUGCACAAAUGCCCCAAAUCUUCAAGAACUACCACAUCAAAUCUACCGCGGGAUUGUCUAUAUUCUUUUUGGGAGAGUGGUUGUUGGGCGACUUGACGAACCUCUUGGGCGCCUUGUUUACGAAGCAGGCUUCAUGGCAGAUCAUCAUAGCCAGCUACUAUGUCUUCGUGGACGUGUGUCUUGUUGUCCAGUAUUUCUGGUACAGUUACUGCACGAAAUGGAUCUAUGCUGAAAGCCUCCAUUCGCGUGGGAGUAGCGAUUUUGAUGACGCAGACAGCGCCAUUAUCAACGGGCUCUCCCCGAUCAACUCGAGCUUUGUCGAAGACGGACCUGAGUUGAGUGAUCGCGACGAGGGUCCCCCCAAGACGGCUAGUGCAAGAGAGGUCGAAUCACCUCAUUUUACGCAUGUGAACUAUGGAGAGAAGAAUAACACUGCGCCAUACAACAUGUCAUAUAACGACAAAUCGGGCACCAGUUGGAUGAUGUCUCCUUCUCCGCGGACAUUGAUGUACGCGGCAACAAUAUCUUCGCUGGCUUCGAAUGCCGCGGCGGCUCCUAUACCGUUUCCUGCAGACCGUUACAGACACGGCAUCCGCCUCCUUCGUGUGGACACUCCGCUCGAAAUUACCGGCACCAUCUUGUCCUGGUGUUCGACGCUGUUGUACCUCGGAUCACGACUACCUCAGCUAUACAAGAACUGGUGUCGCCAGUCAACUGCUGGCCUCUCGCCACUGUUGUUCUUUGCUGCCUUCUGUGGCAACUUCUUUUAUUCCACCUCUUUACUCACAAAUCCGAAUGCUUGGGAUGAUUACGGUCCUUAUGGUCACCACGGCUGGGUGGGUUCCGAGGGGUCACAGAGGUGGGCUUGGGUAGCCCGUGCGGCUCCCUUUUUCCUGGGCGCGGCGGGUUGUCUAAGUAUGGAUGCCCUGAUGGGCGUUCAGUUCAUGAUGUAUGGAGAAAGGGAAGAGCGUAUUGUGAAGGUCAGAGAUUCUCAUGGGUACAGUCACUGGGAGCGGGUCAAUGGAUGGAUGAGAGGCUGGAUCCCGAACAUGGCUGGCAAGGAUAGAGUGGUAGACCUUGCUCAAAGUCAAAGGCUGCUGGGAGAAAGCGGACAUCUCAGCAUGAGCCGCAGGAGCCACCAUCAUGAUUAUGGAACGGCCACAUAG